This is a messenger RNA of Bemisia tabaci, 2222 nucleotides long. The record is from RefSeq and is a predicted model, not a curated record. Lineage: Eukaryota; Metazoa; Arthropoda; Insecta; Hemiptera; Aleyrodidae.
UUAAUACUUCAGCACAAGUAUGCCUCAUGUUAUCACUAAAAUGAGCGCAUAUUUAUAACCAUAGAUCACAUUUUAUCAAUUAUAAUGUGCACGUGUGUUUGAUCACUUGUUUACCUAUCGUUCUUUUUAAAAUCCCCUCUUUAUGCUUUUCAGCAAAUCGAGUUGCAAGAUCGUGUAAAGCACCAUUACCACAAAAUUAUUUUCAAAAGUGAUUGUGAAACUAGUGUUUUUAUACAUUAUAAUUUGACAGCCAUACUCAAAGGAUUCACUCUCCAUGUCCGUUUGAACUCUGGUUAUCACUUCUCAGGCAUGUAGAAUUGAAGGCUUUAUAUUUUCAGUAGGUACCAUUUCAACACUCGAGACUGUCCGAGCAUUAUAUUCACAAAAAUGUGAGGUUAAUAAGCAAUUUUCCUUCCAUCUCUCUAAUUCAAACUGAAAAGAUAAAAAAAAGAAAAAAAAGAGAGAAAAAAAAAAAAAAACAGAACAGAACAGAUAACACUUAUACAAACGGAUGUUUCAAAGUUUUUGUGAACAUUAAUCAUGCUUAUCAAUUCUUAGCCCCCUGCUAAAAACGUAAUUUUCCUCUCAUGGGAGUAUUUAUAAUGCAACAGUGAUACCGUCUGAUAAUUCUUUAAAAUGACUGACUAUUUUAAUAUAACAUGUAGUUACAGUUUUUUUUACAAUUCUAAGUCAUGCAAAAAGUUUCGUAUCGUUAAAGAAAGUGAAGCAAAACAGAGCAAGAAAAUUUAAUUAUAGGUAUCAGAAACGUCAUCUACAACUGGCAACGUCAACCAUUACUGGCGCGCUACGUAUUGUGCGAUCUAUUGCCGUGAAUCUAUUUGCAAUAAGGCCAACAUCAUGCAAUAUAAACCGAAAAUAUGGAGCUGGUUUCUGGUGAUAAUUAUUGUGAUCUCUGUUGUUACUGCCGGUGUUCGAUUCUGUAUUUUUAGAGGUGGAUCUUCCGCUGAACCAACCCUGCGGUUCGUCAGCAUAAUUCAUCGGCACGGUGACAGAGCCCCUGAAGCUUCAUAUCCCCUGGAUCCGUACAGAGCCGACUCGUUUUGGCCGGAGGGACUCGGAGCUUUAUUGCAGAGUGGGAAAAUUGGAUUACACAGGUUGGGUACCUUUUUACGGCAACGCUACGACGGAUUUCUGUCAGCCAAGUAUUUGCCAGCAGAGAUUUUUGUCUUCUCCAGUUUCCAUGAUCGAUGUCUGAUGAGCGCAAGCCUUGUUUUGGCGGGGCUCUAUCCUCCACUCAGGACUCAACUUUGGGAUCCAGAUUUAAAGUGGCAGCCAAUCCCCAUCCAUACUGUUCCUUUGACACACGACGAUAUCAUUUGCGUAUCAAAACGUUGUCCACUCUUGUCAAAGGAAGAAGCCAAAUGGCUAGCCACCAUUCAACUGAAACUGGUAAAAGAUCAAGAACUUCUUAUGAACAUUUCAAAAGGAACUGGCCUUGACAUGAGUAAAAUCUUAAACGUCUACUAUGUAGAUGACAAUUUGAAGGUCGUGGAGGAGCAAGGUCUUCCACUACCUGAGUGGGCUCAUACUAUUAAUCGGGGUAGACUCCGCUCACUCAGCGAUAUCGGAGUCUUGAAACAUUUCGCAACACCCACUAUGAUCAAACUUAAAUCAGUUAGAACGCUAUUCGUUCCAAGGAAGGAAAGUGGCCGUGGCAGUGUCAAUAUUGGUUCCUCCUCUCAAAACUACUCUUGUGUUCUCAUAAAGGAGAUCUUGAUGAACAUGAAACUUAAAGCAAAUGCACGGGAAAGAUUUGAGCGUCGGCUACAUUUAUACUCUGCCCACGAUGGCACCAUUGCUUAUCUCUGGCGUGGUCUAAGCGUUACCUCAGAAAUUGAUAGAUCAUCCCUUUCCUAUGGAGCAGCUCUGAUGAUUGAGCUACACGAAAUCAAUGGCAAACAUCAAGUGAAAAUACUUUACAAAAGGAGCCACCUCGAUGACAAUUUGAUAGUGCUGAAAAUCGAAGGCUGCAAGGACAGUCGGGGCAAGGAAACUGGUGAUUUGUGCGAUCUCGAUAUUUUCUCAUCGGUACUACAACAUGUCGCUAUCGACAACUUCGAAAAAGCCUGCGAAAUUCCAAUAGAGCAAACCUGAUUUCACAAAUGCCCCGAUAUGAACUUUUUGCUCUAUACUUCUAUUGAAAAGGGUAUUUCACCACAAAAAUGACAAAAUAAAUAUAUCAGCUUUGACGCAGUCUAUAA